Elaeis guineensis (African oil palm) is the source of this 520-nucleotide messenger RNA. The record is from RefSeq and is a predicted model, not a curated record. Lineage: Eukaryota; Viridiplantae; Streptophyta; Magnoliopsida; Arecales; Arecaceae.
UGGGAAUUUGUUCUUCUUUUCUGGCAUCGGAGGAGGCGGCCAAGCUAACGUUCCCUUGGAUUCUCCUGGUUUUCCCUUGGAUUCUCCUCUUUCGGGAUCGGAGGAGGAGGUGGGAAGGAUGGGGAGAAUGGCAAGGAGUUUCCUGCAAUCCCUGCUGAAGCUGGUGAAUUCGGUGAUUGGAUUGGUGGGGAUGGGGAUGAUCCUUUACUCUUUUUGGAUGCUCAGGGUUUGGUUCCGGCAGGUCGGUACCUUCUGGGCCGCCGGCCCCGGGUCCACCCCUCCAUGGUUCAUUUAUACUUUUCUAGGUCUUGGAGUAACUUUUUGCUUGAUAACUUGCUCUGGUCAUGUUGCUGCAGAAACAGCUAAUGGUCAUUGCCUUUCUUGUGUAUCCUUUUUUCAGGAAGUUAAUUUGAAAUCCUUAUGAUGUUUAGCUGGAAUAUACUUUGAAUAGACCAUAAGAUUAAGCUUUAUCUUUGUUUCUACAAUUGAGAAGAAUCAUAUUUUUAGUUAGGUAGUUUCA